AUGGAUUUCAAUCAAGGACAAUUAAACUUUCAAAAAUAUGAAUCUAAGGACAAUAAUAUUAAAACUUUUUCAGAAAAAAAUAUUUUGAUUAACUUAAAUACAAACGUCGAAUCUGAAUACACCACUAUCACUUGUGAAAAAAUUACUGACCGUUUGCCCUCAAGGAUCAACUUAUCCAAUUACCCUAUAACUUCUUUGGAAAAAAAUUACUAUCUUAAUUAUUCAAAUAACCUAAAUCUAUUGAAAAAUAAAAAUUUAGACACAACUGAAUAUUUAGAAGUUAAACCACAUCUUAUUACACCAUAUGAAUGGAAAAAAAUUUCGAAAUAUCUAAAUGAAAAUGGUGUCACAAAUAUUUUUGAUAUUACUAAUUUAACUGAGGAAGACUGGAAAAAUUUUAUCAUUAACCCACAAAAUUGUUCAUUAGCUAUUGUUCCAAGAAUAUUGAAUAAAAGAUAUGAAUAUAAUUCUGUCGGAUUGCCAAUUUGGGAACUAAUUAUUGUAAAUAAAGAGAAUCAAGAUUCUGCUAUGACUAAGAAUGAAAGCUGUAACACAAAUUAUUCAGAAAAUGAAAAAUUUUAUUUCUCUUCAUCACCUUCUGUCGUAAAUCAAAAUAGUAGUUUAGAGUCUGUAGAUGAAAGUGCUUCUGCUAAGACAUAUUUUGAUUUUUUACUUGAAGAUUUGAAAAUGAAUUUCGAUUCCAUCAUUGAGCAAAAAAAACAUCUAAAGACUGACAAUAUAAAAUAUAAUUUCAAAUUUGAUUAUGUUGAUGAGCUUCUAAAUAAUUUUAAAAAAACUUUUAACAAGAAGGAAAAAAAGAUUAAACAAGUAGAUUAUAUUUGUAAAACCAGUUUUAGGAAAAAAGAAAAUUUAUAUGCAACAAUACUAGGUGAGUAUUGCCCUUGGUAUUUAAGAAGACAUAAAAUUGAAGAAUGUGAUUCCUAUGCAUAUAAAAAACAUAGGGAGCAAUUAUUUGCACAGAUUCUUAAGAAGCAGGAAAGAUCAAUACCAAGAAAACUUAAUGAAACGACACAUAAUCUGAAAUAUAAUUUAAAGAUAAUUAAUAAAAAAUUGAAUACGUUUUUUUCACAAAAAUUAUUUUUUAAAAAAAAUAUUAUGGACGUUAAUUGUAACAAUGACAUUUUAGUUGAAAAAGACGAGAAUUAUUUGAGAAAAGGACGAUUAAUUUAUAAUCCUGAUGCUUCAAACGGGUUUUUGGAAUAUUUUAAAUUAAAAUGGGAACCAAGUAUCAAACAGAUGAUUGUUGAUGAAUUAAGAGCGGAAGAGUCGAGAGAAAAUAUAUUCCAAUAUGUCAACUUUUGCGAAAGAAAGCAUUUCUUUAAAAGAUGGCUAAAUUACAAUUCAAAAAUAGAAAAAGUUGCAGAUUUUAUUCAUGAUACUUGGGGGAAUGUCUCGAAUACCGUUUGA
Messenger RNA from Henningerozyma blattae CBS 6284, 1428 nucleotides. RefSeq lists its product as uncharacterized. NCBI's taxonomy places the organism in Eukaryota, Fungi, Ascomycota, Saccharomycetes, Saccharomycetales, Saccharomycetaceae. Bases 1 to 1428 code for a protein of 475 amino acids. The record is from RefSeq and is a predicted model, not a curated record. The transcript has a single exon.